Messenger RNA from Anisakis simplex (herring worm), 303 nucleotides. NCBI's taxonomy places the organism in Eukaryota, Metazoa, Nematoda, Chromadorea, Rhabditida, Anisakidae. The record is from the annotation of a GenBank genome assembly.
CCAAACAACAUUCCAUUACGAGUCACUGUGACUGAGUAUCAAAGCAGAAAAUCGUCAGCUCCCAGUACAAUUUCACCACCCUAUGUAAAAAUCGCUCACAAUCAAUCAGAUCGUCGAUAUUCGAGUGGCUUGCAACUGGCGAGGCAGCGAACGCCAUUGACGGUGGAGCAAUGUGCACAACUGAAUGAAGUUCUAUUGGAUCCAAGUUUGGGUGUUGUCAAAGAGAUGGUCAAACAAAUCGAGAAACCAUCUCGAUGUGCCACAUCUCAAAUCACUCCAUCAGCUCAUAAGCUCCUCACAUGA